ACUUAAAACCCAAACCAUCACAAUCCGUGCAGUUACUCUUUCGUCCUUGUUGAUGGCAUAUACUCUUUCGUCCUUGUUGGCUCGCCAGUUUUCUCUGCAACCCGGCAGCCACAGCGGUUUCCACCGGUUCCCGUCUACUAGCUGUCUCCGUCAUUCCCUAAGCCUCCAUAAACCUCCCCGGCGACGAUUGGCUUCUAAAUCCAGCAACGAUGAAUUUGCAUCUCGGAAUUGGCACAAAGCAGAUAAACCGGAUUCCGAUUCCGCUCCCGCACAGAACGAUCCAGGAUCCGAAAGGACAAGACCUGGAUUUCGUCAAUGUCUGUCACAGUCACCUCACCCACUCCGACUGGAAAAACCUCGAAUCGUUAGCACCCAUGCUUACCCCUUUCAGAGUGAAGCACGUUCUGCUGAAAUCCCAGAAGGAUUACGUGCUCUCCCUCGAGUUCUUCAAUUGGGUAGAAGACCUCAAAGCCCCCAAUUUGCAAACCCUAGAGUCCCGGUCGAUCGUUCUCCAUGUCCUUACCAAGAACAAGAAGUUUAAGUCCGCGGAAUCAGUUGUGAGGAAGUUUCUAGAAUCAGCCCCUUCAGAUGUUGGUCUGCCCGGAAAGCUCUUCGAUUCAGUUCUUCAUACGUACAGGAUGUGUGAUUCUUCCCCUAGGGUUUUCGAUUCCUUGUUUAAAACCUACGCGCACAUGAACAAGUUCAGGAAUGCCACGGAUGUGUUUUGCGGCAUGAGGGAAUACGGGUUUCUUCCCACUGUCGAGUCUUGCAAUGCUUAUCUUAGCUCGUUGAGUGGGUUAAACAGGGCAGACAUUGCUUUGGGGUUUUACAGGGAAAUGCAGAGGUCUAAGAUCUCGCCCAACAUGUAUACUCUGAAUAUGGUCAUUGAAGCAUUCUGUAAAUCAGGGAAACUGGAAAAGGCCAUUGAAGUUUUUAGAGGAAUUGAGAGCAUGAAUUUGAAGCCCAACGUUGUGUCGUUCAACACUCUGAUCGCCGGACACUGUAGCAAUGGACUACUUGGUGCUGCCAUGAAGCUCAAGAACGCAAUGGAGAAGAGCGGGAUUCCUCCAAAUAAUGUCACUUUUGGGACGCUGAUCCAUGGGCUAUGCAAGGAAGGGAAAAUGAACGAGGCAAUUAAGCUUUUUGGUGAGAUGAAGAGGGUCGGCGUGGCUCCAACCGUUGUUACUUACAACACAUUAAUCAAUGGGUACAGCCGAGUGGGCAAAAGUGAGGUUGGUAAUCAACUCUAUGAAGAGAUGUGGAGUAGGGGAGUGAAACCUGAUAUCUUGACCUACAAUGCGUUGAUUUUGGGGUAUUCCAGGGAGGGGAAGACAAAGAAAGCCGCGCAUUUGGUGAAAGAACUUGACAAGGCAGGUCUGGUUCCCAAUUCGGCUACCUUCUCUGCCCUGAUAACCGGACAGUGCGCAAGAAAGAACCCGGAUCGCGCCUUCCAACUCCUUGGGAGUAUGGUGAGGGCAGGUUGUCACCCGAACGAACGCAUUUUGAGCGUGUUGGUUUCUGCCUUCUUCAAGAACGACGACUGUGAUGGAGUGGUGCAAGUCUUGAAAGAGAUGCAGGUGAGAGGUUUCCGAGUCGACUCGGUUGUUGUGUCUGAGAUUAGGGAUGGGCUAUGGGAAUGUGGUAAAGAGGAAGUAGCCAGCAAGGUGCUCAGGGAGAUGGAAGCUAGAGGCCUCUUGCCCAAAGGUUGUGACCAAACUGGUAUGAAUCCUUCUAUGUCUAAUAGAGUGAAAUGUGAUUUAGACUUGACAUAAAAAAAAGUGAAAAGAAGGGUAGUACAAAACUAGGAAUUGUAAAGAUAAUCAUGAUGAGAGGAGAGUAUAUAUUGUGCUUUAAAAAUUUUCUUCCUCAUUUGGUUUUUCUUGGUACCCUAAAAACCAAGUGCCCAUUUGAGAGCAACUAUAACCUUUUAGAUUUGCCAUUUUAUAAAAGUUAUCUAGUCGUAACAUUUAACUUUAAAAUGUUCAAAGUUAAAAUUUCAUCAUCUCGGAUGGAUCUCUAAACUGUCUGUGCUUCUUUAAUUAAUGAAGUAGCAGUUAGUUAAGCAAUGCAACUUUCGACGUUGAGCCGGGGGUCUCUUUGGAAACAGCCUCUCUACUUUCGAGUAGGGGCAAGGUCUGCGUACACACACCCUCCCCAGACCCUACUUUUGUGGGAUUUAACUGGGUUG
This is a messenger RNA of Cuscuta campestris, 2188 nucleotides long. The record is from the annotation of a GenBank genome assembly. NCBI's taxonomy places the organism in Eukaryota, Viridiplantae, Streptophyta, Magnoliopsida, Solanales, Convolvulaceae.